GCGGCGGCAUGGCGGCGGCGAGCACUGAGGGAUGGGGGUGGGGCGGCAUUAGGGCGGCAUCAAGCACCGAGCGGGCGCACAGUGCAAUGGCAACCUCGGCAUCAUGACCAUGCAUGGGUCCGGUUGGCGCUGCGGUGUCCGGCUCUCCCUGGCAUGUGCACUGCUAAGCCUUCCUGUUGCCUUCGCACCGCUGGCUCCGAGGCCACGUUCCGAUGGCGAACCGACAGUGUUACUGAAGGGCGUGGACUGGACCAGCGUCGAGAUCUACUGGAUGCGCGAGGAGGUGCUCUACUACACCAUCCUGAUCCAGGUCUGGGACAACGGCCAGUUUCUCGACGUGUUCAACGAUUCGAUGGUGUCCUUCUGGAACGAGUUCGACGGCUCCGAGGCCCACGCGGAGGUCAGCGAUCUUCUGCCGUGCACCACCUACAGGUUCUCGGUGAAGGCCUUCGACGAGUCGGGGGGCUUGGUGCGGGUGGAGGGCCGACCCAUCGACGUCUUCACCUUCGACGGCAGUGAUGAGAGUGUGUAUGUGACGGCCGUGACCGGCACCCCCGUCAACGAGACGGCCAUGAAAGUGACCUGGGUGCCGCCGCCGUGGGACAAGCUGCCGGCCCCGUUCGAGCAUUGCGUCCGAGGCUACUCCGUAAGGUCCAUCGUGUACGACAAUGGCGUGGAGACGGCUUACACCUGGGUGGACGGCGCGCACACCUCGGAGGCCAUUAUCGCGCGCUACCAGCCCUGCAUCACGUACUGGCUGGAGGUGGCACUCACCUUCCCCCGCAACGCCAUGGAGCUGGACGGCACCGGGCCGCCGCAGGUGGAGAGAGUCAGCGUCACCAUGCCAGGGGACCUACCGAGCGAGCCGAUAAAUCUGCAAAUAAGGACGAGCCUGCUCUCGUCGGGCGAGGCUAGGAUCUGCGCAUCUUGGGACCGCCCACUGAAGAUGCCGUCGUGCGUGAGCUCCUACGAGGUGACAUUGGAGCCCUUGGAAACGUCAUGCCAGUGCCAAGACACAACGGACAGCCCGAACGACGACCUGUCUUCCUCGGCCGCCCCCUCUGAGACUCCCCCCGCCCUUCCCACGAAGCUUCCCACGAAGAUUCCCACCGCCCUUCCCACGAAGAUUCCCACCGCCCUUCCCACGAAGCUUCCCACGAAGCUUCCCACCGCCCUUCCCACGAAGCUUCCCACGAAGAUUCCCACCGCCCUUCCCACGAAGCUUCCCACCAAGCAUCCGACGAAGCUUCCCACCAAGACUCCCACCGCGCUUCCGACGAAGCUUCCCGUCAGGCUGCCGACCAAACUUUCCACCAAGCUUCCCUCCGAGCUCCCCACCAUCACCACCACCAGCAGUGGUGACUACAAAAUCUGCAGUUCAAUGCUGUCGGGAUCAAUACGUCAACGCCGGGCCAUUGCCGGCGUGCCCAUGCUGCGAGGGCCGACGACCGCGGCGGGGCACUGGCCCACGACCAGCAGCUCCAGGAUGCCCACCCUGGAUCCCUCACCGAGUACCCCUCGUACCCUGGAUACCUCGCCUGUCCUGGAUACCUCGCCUGCCCUGGAUACCUCGCCUGCCCUGGAUACCUCGCCUGCCCUGGAUACCUCGCCUGUCCUGGAUACCUCGCCUGCCCUGGAUACCUCGCCUGCCCUGGAUACCUCGCCUGUCCUGGAUACCUCGCCCACCCCAACCACCCCGCAUGCUCCACCUUCCGCGCCUACCUCAACUGCACUGCCCACAUCACCUGAGGCACCUAGCCCGCCAACCACGCCCACCCCGCCUAUCUUGCCUAACUCGCCCACCCCGCUUACUUCGCUUGCAUCAGCCACGACAACCACCGACAGCGACGAGACCUGCGUGCCGAUGUGUGGCCCUUGUCAUGCAAAAGAAUCAUGGCGGGUCGACCCCUCUCAGCAGACAGCCCUCCCUCCCAUCGAUUACGGCAGUUUCUGUCCGGCGGUCGAGACGGGCGAGGCUGACGCGGACUACGACGACGGGCCGUGGAUCGUGCGGCAUGCCACUGAAACCUGCACCGACAUGCCGGCACCGAUCGGGUACUGGAUCCCGACCCAGAUCGCGAUGACCGUGGUGCCGCGCAACAAGAACGACGACGACGGGCCGCCGGCGCGGCAGACGGCCUGGAUAGCCCUUCCCAAACCCGAUGCUGGCACCGCGGUCACCGUGCGCAAGCGGCAAGCACUGCUGAACUGGCCGACGCUACCGGUGCCGGCCUGGUGUGAAUGUAAAGGAGGGGUUGACCUGGAGGUUUGGUGCGGUACUCCCCCCUCUCCUGCAUCCACAAGCGUCACCGAUUUCGUCGCCAGAAUCAGACUGCCGCAGAGACAGGACGCCAUCAAGACGGCGGUGUUGCUCGACGGACUCACGCCCAACACGUACUAUGGCUGCACAGCCAAGUACGUUGGCCGGGACGUCGGCGCCCAGUCGAGCUGCUCGGAUUUCACCUUUUUCACGACUACCGCGGAACAUGGAGGAUACAUCGGACUGCCAGAAAUAGACAACUCCGGAACCGUCUCUUGGGAGGACUCAUUCAGUGAAUUCGGGACGUCGUACCUGAUACAUGUCAGUUACAUGCCCUGGAGCGUGACGAGCCCUCCCUCGCGUGACCCGGCCUGCCCGGGUGUGCUCGACGAGUACCUUUUCUUCGCCUCCGCCGGGAACCACUGCUGCGGAGAAAUGUACCACUUCCUGCCCGGCGGCUUGAGGUUCAUCGUUACGGUCGAGGCGACGACCAGUGGGCAGAAAAGUAGCGGCAAGAAUAUGUUAACGCCAUACAAGGUGCCCAGCCCGAUCACUUUCGAGAUCGUGGACAAAGACGGUACAGUGCUUUGCGACAACAAGCCCGCCACGGUGUUGACCAUCGUGGGGUUCCCGCCUUGCGAGGCCAACGGCGGAUCCAUCUACCGGUACGAAGUGAGCAUGACGAUAAUCAGCGAGGACGGCGAAGGCCAUUACCCCGCCAUCACGCAGAGCUACAGCAUCCAACCGUACAUGUGCCCGGACGGCUGCUUCAAGAUCCCCUUCAACGACAGGCGCUUCGACUGGUGCUACUCCAUGAACGCCACACUGGAGGUGACCGUUACGGUGACGAACGAGGCCGAGAAGAGCACGUCUGGCAGACAGGAAUACCUCACACCGUUUCUCGGCCUGAAUGCGAACGACUCCGGCGUGUCCGCGAAGUGUGUGGCGGGCAAGGAGGGGCAGGUGGCCGUCUCCUUCUCCAAGAGCAUGUUCCUCUCGUCCUGGAGGAACCCCGACUACUACCGCAUCGUCAUCACAGAGGGCCAGAGCGAGUUGAGCAAGCGAUGCGAUAUCGACGAGCUGCCCCUGCAGGCCGAGCAGACCAGGGGCGCAGCCAUCAGCAGCCUCGAGCGGCCCUUCAGGGCCACUGCCGAGCGCUGGAAUCCAUUCAAAGGUACGAAUGCCACCGACGUGACGUUCAUCAUCGGCGGCAGCGAGAACGCCUGCAACAUCAGCGACGACAGCGACGACGCCGCGCUGUUCUGCAACAGGCCCCUGACGCCCGGCAAGGUGUACUCCGUCCACGUGCAGGCCGCCAUCGCAGUGCCCAGGAUCAUCGUGACGGCGCCCCUGGUGGCCGUCACCGUGGGCGGCACUGGAGGGGCAGACGACAAGCGCAUUUUGAUGUACCUUAUAUACAUCGCAGUUCCGCUGGUGAUCGUCAACACGGCCCUUUUCGUCAAAUACUUGAAAGAGUGCCGCCGCUGCAGGCGCCGUGGCGGCGAGCGCAAGCCCAGCAUGCGCCGGUCCCUGCACUGCGCGGAACGGGCGGAGCGCCCGGACGGGUCCCUGGGGCACAUGAGCAACAUGGACCGCGCCUGGGCCGGCGUGCCGGAGCCCAUCACGGAGCGCCAGUUCCGCCAGCUCUACGACGACAUGGCCCAGGACAUCGCCUGUCCCCAGCUGCUGAGGCAGUUCGAGGCCCUGUGCGCACUCAGCAGCCAGGUGGCCGCGAGCUUGCCGAGCAGGGUGGGGCACUUGCCCAUGAACGCCUCCAAGAACCGAUACUCCAACGUCAUUCCAUUCGACAAGAACAGAGUCCGCUUGCUCGACUGCGGGGAGGAUGACGAGGUUUCCAACUACAUCAACGCAUCUCACAUCACGGGCUUCUCGGGAUGGCCGGAGUACAUCGCGGCGCAGGGCCCCAAGGAUAACACGGCCAAGGACUUCUGGUUCAUGGUGUACGAGCAGAACGUGCGCACCGUGGUGAUGCUCACCAAGCUGACGGAGGACGGCAAGAACAAGUGCCACCAGUACUACCCGGAGCUGGAGGACCGCUACACGUGGGGUGACUUGUCUGUGGCGUGCUGCGUGCAGAACGACCUGCUGUUCUACACGCUCAGGACCAUCGUCAUGACCAAGGGCUCGGAGAAGCGGCUGGUCAACCACUUGCACUUCCGCGAGUGGCCCGACUUCGGCUGCCCCGCGUCCCCCAAGCACGUGCUGCAGUUCUGCAUCACGCUGCGCCGCCAGGCCGUGCUGUUCCCCGGCAUGAUGGUGGUGCACUGCAGCGCUGGUGUCGGCAGAACCGGGACCCUCAUAGCUUUGGACAUUCUGCUGCAGUGCCUGAAGAGCAAGAAGAAAAUCGAUGUCUUUGGUGUCGUGUUGAAUCUGAGAGAACAGCGGCCAUUCAUGGUGCAGACUCAGGAGCAAUAUUGCUUUCUGAUCAAAUGUCUGAGGGUUGCUUUGGACGACCCAAUCAUACGUAAAUACAAGCCUCCAGCAAAAGGAUCGAAGAAGGCUGCAGAGUUGCAGACACUUGCCCUUCAGGUGUUCCAGAAAUCAGUUCAGUGCAAGAAGAUGCCAAUACCAUAAUGCAAUGCACUUUAAAAUAAAGGAAUUACAAGAGUUACUUAUGAACACAGAAUUCAAGACACUUCUUUUCAUUCCUAACUCUCCAGCCAGUCUCUCACUUCCUCUUUUUUUCCACACAAAAAAUGA
Molecule: messenger RNA, 4981 nt
Organism: Thrips palmi
Lineage: Eukaryota; Metazoa; Arthropoda; Insecta; Thysanoptera; Thripidae
Exons: 24
Coding region: 104-4855 (1583 amino acids)
Biological process (GO): protein dephosphorylation
Molecular function (GO): protein binding; protein tyrosine phosphatase activity
Source: RefSeq, a predicted model, not a curated record